CCUGGCACAUGCAGAGUGCACAUGCAGUAGGGCUUUACUGCACACGUCCCACGGUCGAAUAAGCGCGUCUAGCUCACCGUGGCAUUAGACACCGGCCAAUGAAAAUGCACGAGAGAAUGAGGGAGGGAGACAAGCAGAGGAGUUCAAGGGAUAGCCUACCUAAAGUGAAUGCGUUAACCGGCUGUCAUAGAGAUAACAGAAGUUGAAGGGGUAUUCAAGUCAGUCACUUCCUAAUAGUGGUCAGGGUGAGUGUGUGUUUUUGCUCAGUUCAGCCUCCGAGGACCUUGGAUGCCAAAGCACCGAACGGUCGUUCUUCAUAUGCAGUAGACUACAUCUACUACAUCACCUCAACGCGAAUCCUACAGAAUUUCAUAGUUGACAAAGAGCAGACGCGGCACAGGUGGCUUCACCUGAGACACGACUUUGAACUCACAGUUUCUGCUAUUCACGGAGACGUUUUUCUAUAUCAGCGAUCUGCCGCGCCUAACUCAUGCCCUGUGCACAAAGCUGUUUCAGACUUUUUUUUGGAAGGCGUUUCAUGCACAUCUAUUUAAUGACAUUCUCACCUGUUUCAAGUAAACUUCAUUGCAUGCCAUUUGCGACAAAUAGACUGCUCUUUUGAAAUCAGCAACCGUAUAAAGAACUUUAUAUAUCCGAGGCACAAGAUGGAUAACAGUCCUGGGAGUGUGAUCCUUUACGCCGGCUCCUCUGGCAGCUCCAGCCCCAGCCCUGGCAGCCCUUCCAGUGGAUACCAGACCCAGUCUCCCUCAUCCCACUCCCAGCCCUCAUCCCCAGACGAGGUCACCUUCACCGAGAUUGGGGCCUUGAAGCAGCGGGGUUUGAAUGGGGGCCCUCCACUCUCUCCCAAGCUGGUCUUCCAGUUCCCAGAGAUCUACAACAAUGCCCCCAGCUCGGCUCCUGCUCAGAACACCUACUCCCACCCAAUUGCUAGCAAGAGGUCAUGCACCUUCACUGGGACUUUCACGAAGACCGGAGGAAUGGUGCUGCUCUGUAAAGUGUGUGGUGACAUUGCCUCAGGGUUCCACUAUGGCGUGCACGCUUGCGAGGGCUGCAAGGGUUUUUUCCGUCGCAGCAUUCAACAGAACAUCAACUACAAGAUGUGUGUGAAGAACGAGAAGUGCCUGAUCAUGCGCAUGAACCGUAACCGGUGUCAGCACUGCCGCUUCAAGAAAUGCCUUGGUGUGGGCAUGUCUCGAGAUGCGGUGCGUUUUGGACGUAUCCCAAAGAGAGAGAAACAGAGGCUGCUGGACGAGAUGCAGAGCUACAUGAACAGCCUGAACGAGUCCGCCUCCAUGGACGUGGAGCCCUCCACAGCGCAGGAGGCGCCACUCAGCCCUGCAGAGAGCCAGUCCAAGGAGGCCAUCGGCGCCAUCUCCCGCGCCUACCAGGACAUCUUUGUGAGCACUCAGGACCGGUUGAACAAGCGCGUGGAGCUGGGCAGCACCAACAGCACCCCAGCCUACUUCCAGAACAACCCAGUACCUCAGGACGCCAACCACCAUGGCCAUGCCAACUCAGCUCCCGCAUUCCAUUCCACCGCCUCAGUAGGGUACGUCGUCCCGGCUGCCCGCUGUCCUGUCGCUCCCAGUGACAAGAACUGCCCCUUCUCCUCCUCCAUGGACAACAGUGGCUACAGCUACUCAACUCCAUCCAAUCAGAAUCGCUGCCCGUCCAAUGUGGAGCCACACAAACAAGCCAGUGCAACCAAUCCGCACCAUUAUAACCACUCCUCGGCACAGCCCCAAGUACAAGGGAACACUUGUCCCUGGAAGCUAGCCACUGGCUCUAAAGUGUUGGCCUGUCCCCUGAACGCAUGCCCCAUGUCUGCUCCAGGCACUUCUAGUCAAGAGGUUUGGGAGUCCUUCUCACAGUGCUUCACUCCAGCUGUGCGUGAGGUGGUGGAAUUUGCCAAGGGGAUCCCUGGCUUCAAGGACCUCUGUCAGCACGACCAGGUCAUGCUACUCAAGUCAGGCACCUUCCAGGUGCUCAUGGUAAGGUUCUGCUCCCUGUUCAACCCAAAGGACAGGACAGUGACUUUCCUGAAUGGGAAGACAUACCCUCUGGCCACCGUGCGGGCACUUGGCAUGGGCUCCCUUCUUGACGCCAUGUUUGAGUUCAGCGAGAAGCUGGGAGCUCUGGGCCUGGAGGCUGAUGAGAUGGCUCUCUUCAUGGCUGUGGUGCUGGUCUCAGCAGACCGCUCAGGCAUCCAGGAUAUCAGCUCUCUGGAGCAGCUUCAGGAGGGUCUCAUUCGUGCGCUGCGGUCCCUGGUGACUCGGCGUCGCCCUGACGACAGUGCCGUCUUCCCCAAGCUGCUGCUGCGCCUGCCCGACCUGCGCACCCUCAACAACCUGCACUCCGACAAGCUGCUGGCCUUUCGCAUUGACCCAUGAGUCCACUCAGAGGGGCUGAGGACAAGGUGCCUGGGCAGCUCAGCACUUCUCCAGGGGCAGGACUUCCCUGGUGUGGAGGGAGAACGGUGUUUUCCUUGAAGAUAGGGUGGCAAGAAUGAUUGUGCUCCCCUAAGCACAUGUCUGAGAAGCAUGGAGAAAUCGGUCAACAAGAAGGAGGACAGGAAAAACAGCGACUGCAUUGCUGUCCCAGCUGGUUUGAGACAUGUGUGUAGAUCGCACAUAGAGACAUCUGUAUUUUCAAGGCUUCUUCAGAUAUCGUUAAUCCUUUAGGGCAUUGCCCUUAUGACUCGCCAUUGCACCCUCCAACAAACAAAUCACCUCAAGCUCUCUUUAAGGGGGCUGAUGUUGAAAACAUUGGGAAGGGAUGAACAUUUCCAUGCUAUCACUCCUUAGCUUAAGUCUUCUCAAAUCCUCUACUGACAAUUUGGAGGGUACCACACUCCCGCCAAGAGACUUUAAAAGACCAAAAAAAAAGAAUGCAGUCAUCAUCCUUUCCAACCUAUUCCUAAUGCCACAUGUCUAUCUAAUGCACUAACACUUUCUGUAGGAAAAGAGCACAGUUAUGAAACAUAGGGACCAUUCAUGGUGCGUGUGUCUUUGUGCUUAUAUUUUAAGAGAAAGGGAACCUUGUACAUAAGAGACUUUAAAAAUGAUAAGAUACACUAUGAUCACAUCACACCAUGCUCCUGUGUCAUACAUUAACACUGUUGUGCUAAUGUUAAAUUGCACACUUUUACAUACACUGAAGAGCACACAAUGUCAACAACAUUUAAUUUUUGUGCAAAACACAAUGUAAAGUGUUUUAGAGCCAUUUUUUGCUGGGAAUGAAAUAUGCCAACGUUUUUCAUGUGUUCACUCAAGUCUCAGCACAUAAGAGAUUUCUCCUUAUUACUCCUGUAAUGCACCUGGCCCUUUAAAGAACAAACCAGCAAACAUUGUAUCUGUCUUGUGCAUGUAAAAUUAUAUAGAAUAUUUUUGGUGGGGAAAAGAUCUUUUAACUUGUGUUUCAACCUUCAAAUCUAAACAAAAGAUAUGAGAUGCCAAGAUUUCAGUGACAAACAGUGUUCCUUUUGGAAUAGGCAUUGUUUGUGGAUAAGGAAACAAUCAUAUUUAAAGUACAAAAGUUUGAGCACAUCUGCUUUAAGCAUUGUCCUUCAUGAAUGUCUACGCUUCAUACAGAACCUUAAUUCAUUCCGUUUUUACUGGAAAGUCUUAGAUGGAUUGGUUGAUAAUCUUCACACAAUUAGUGGCUUUCCCAACCCAGAGAAUAUCUACAAAAUUUACAUAGAAGAGUGUUCUAACACUUUGUCAUAUCACAAUGAUCACAUUUACCAUCUUGACACUUCAAACACUGAACUAUGCAAUUCAUGUAUUUUUUGUUUUAGAUGAUUAUCGUGUAAAGCAUAGAACACCAUAGAAAACAUGUCAAGCAGAGUGCUCAAGCUUUUGUCUGGCAGGCUAUUGAAUGUGCAAUGAUCCUUCUUGUGUGAAGGAAACCUUUCACAUCAUCAGAUGACAAGGUUCUCCAACUUUAUAACUCACAGAAACACCAGCACUUUCGUUGCCUCCUCCACGAUACUGAAAUAUAUGAGAUAAGGCAAGGGGCUGAAGAGAGGAGAGAGAAUGAUCAAAUCAAACCUGAUCAGUCAUGACCAGCUUUUUUGCUGUUUUGAUUAUUGUUAUUUGAUCCUAUUGUACAUUUUGUAAAUUGUUGUCCUUCCAUAGAAACCAUAUAAAGAUGAAAUUUUAUCUUA
Molecule: messenger RNA, 4186 nt
Organism: Alosa alosa (allis shad)
Lineage: Eukaryota; Metazoa; Chordata; Actinopteri; Clupeiformes; Clupeidae
Gene: nr1d4a
Product: nuclear receptor subfamily 1, group D, member 4a
Exons: 8
Coding region: 666-2411 (581 amino acids)
Biological process (GO): cell differentiation; positive regulation of transcription by RNA polymerase II; negative regulation of transcription by RNA polymerase II
Molecular function (GO): RNA polymerase II cis-regulatory region sequence-specific DNA binding; nuclear receptor activity; zinc ion binding
Source: RefSeq, a predicted model, not a curated record